Messenger RNA from Ahaetulla prasina, 5039 nucleotides. It is a transcript of the gene ERN1, whose product is annotated as endoplasmic reticulum to nucleus signaling 1. Gene Ontology annotation, molecular function: protein serine/threonine kinase activity; RNA endonuclease activity; ATP binding. Gene Ontology annotation, cellular component: IRE1-TRAF2-ASK1 complex. The transcript is spliced from 22 exons. The record is from RefSeq and is a predicted model, not a curated record. Bases 242 to 3214 code for a protein of 990 amino acids. NCBI's taxonomy places the organism in Eukaryota, Metazoa, Chordata, Lepidosauria, Squamata, Colubridae. Gene Ontology annotation, biological process: intrinsic apoptotic signaling pathway in response to endoplasmic reticulum stress; mRNA processing; protein phosphorylation.
CCAGGCAAAAGCCCCCCCGCCCUCCAACCGCAACACCUCCCUCUCGCGGCCUUUCCCCCUCCCACCCCGCCCGGCUCUCCUCCCGGUGCGUGGCUGCCGGGAAAGCUCCCUGCGGCUCAGCUCCGCCUCCGAAGAAGGAAGGGCCGGACACGCUGCAGGCAGGGGCGCCGGCGAUCGCCGAGCGGGCCGGGCUUUCUGCUUUGCGCCGCGGCGGGCCCGGUGCUGGCUGCCAGGGCGAGCGAUGGAGCGGAGGGCGCCGGAGCGCUCGGCUGGCGGUGGCGAUCUCCUCCGGCUGGCCGCGCUGUUGCUGCUGCUUCUCUUGCCGGGGCCCGCGAACUGUGGAAAUGCCAAUUCAGUGACUUUGCCAGAGACAUUAUUGUUCGUUUCAACUCUUGAUGGGAGUUUACAUGCAGUUAGCAAGAGAACGGGGUCAAUUAAAUGGACUUUAAAGGAAGAUCCUGUACUUCAGGUGCCGCUGCACAUGGAAGAUCCUAGGCCAGCAUUUCUUCCUGAUCCCAAUGAUGGAAGCCUCUACACGCUUGGUGGCAAGAAUAACGAAGGCUUAACUAAACUGCCAUUCACCAUCCCAGAGCUUGUCCAGGCCUCCCCUUGCCGCAGUUCAGAUGGAAUUCUAUACAUGGGGAAGAAGCAGGACAGCUGGUAUGUAGUAGACCUUGCAACAGGAGAAAAACAGCAGACUUUAACCUCUUCAUUUGCUGAAAGCUUGUGCCCAUCUACCUCACUGCUGUAUCUUGGUCGAACAGAGUAUACCAUCACCAUGUACGAUACCAAGAGUAAGGAACUCCGCUGGAAUGCCACUUACUUCAAUUACGCGGCAACGUUGCCUGACGAAGACGCCCAAUACAAAAUGUCUCACUUUGCAUCUAAUGGAGACGGACUAGUGGUGACUGUGGACAGUGAGUCCGGAGACGUCUUGUGGAUCCAGAAUUACGGCUCCCCCGUUGUAGCUUUUUACAUCUGGCAGCGGGAAGGCUUAUGGAAAGUAAUGCACACCAAUGUGGGAGUGGAAACACUGCGAUACUUGACGUUCAUGUCCGGUGAAGUUGGGCGCAUCACUAAAUGGAAAUAUCCAUUUCCCAAAGAAACGGAGGCCAAAAGCAAACUGAUGCCAACACUUUAUGUAGGGAAAUACUCAACCGGCUUAUACGCUUCGCCAUCAAUGGUGCACGAAGGGGUGGCUAUUAUGCCCCGGGGAAGUCCCCUUCCAUUGAUAGAAGGCCCCAAAAUACAAGGAGUCACCAUUGAAGAAUGUGUGAUCACCCCAAGUACUGAUCUAAGGUUUCAACCUGGAUUUAAAUCAAAGAAAGGACUCCAUUAUCUGAGGAACCACUGGCUUUUAAUAGAAACCAUGUUCCUAUUUGAAGGGCAUCAUGAGACUCCAUUAUCAGCCUCAACCAGGAUCCUGGAGAAAUUUCCAAGCAACUUGCCGAAACGUCAGGAAAAUGUAAUCCCAGCAGAUUCAGACAAAAAGGUUUUUGAAGAGGCAAUUAAUAUGGCUGGCAGUCCCGGGAAGAAUUUGCCGCACCCUGUUCCAGAGAAUGCGGCCGAGACCACCAGCCAAGCUACAACCCGACCAGAGGCUCCGGUUGAUUCCAUCCUGAAGGACUUUGCCACUGUUCUCUUGAGCACUUUCCUGCUUGUUGGCUGGGUAGCCUUUGUUAUUACCUACCCCAUGAGCAUGCACCAUCAGCAACAACGCCAGCACCAGCAGUUCCAGAAACAGAUCGAAGAGAAGCUGCAGUUGUUGAAGCAGCAGCCUUUCAGACCUGCCAUAGACCUUCCUCCUGAGGCAGAAGCUCUGGAGGGUCCUUGUGUCAAGCAAGAUGGCUCAGCCGCCAGCUCACCGAAUACAUCACCCAAGACAUCAAACCACUCUGCCUACUCCAACCUCUCUGCCUCUGACGUUGGAAGCUGCCUUUCUACCGAACCAGAAGGAGAUGGAAACUCAGGCACUAUUGUCGUUGGAAAGAUUUCAUUCAAUCCAAAGGAUGUCCUUGGACAUGGAGCCGAGGGGACAAUUGUUUAUAGGGGCACGUUUGACAACAGAGAUGUUGCUGUGAAGAGAAUUCUCCCCGAAUGUUUCAGCUUUGCUGACCGGGAGGUUCAGCUGCUGCGUGAAUCUGAUGAACACCCUAAUGUAAUCCGCUAUUUCUGCACAGAGAGGGACCGCCAGUUCCAAUACAUUGCUCUGGAACUCUGUGCUGCCACUUUACAGGAGUAUGUGGAACAGAAGGACUUUGCUCAUCAUGACUUGCAGCCAAUCACCCUCUUACAGCAGACCAUGUCUGGUAUGGCUUAUCUUCACUCUCUCAAUAUAGUCCACAGGGACCUGAAGCCCCACAACAUCCUCAUCUCUAUGCCGAACGCCCAUGGCAAGGUAAAAGCCAUGAUUUCCGACUUUGGCCUCUGCAAGAAGCUUGCAGUCGGCAGGCACAGUUUUAGCCGCCGGUCUGGAGUCCCAGGCACCGAAGGUUGGAUUGCUCCGGAGAUACUGAGCGAGGACAGCAAAGAGAAUCCGACCCACACGGUGGAUAUUUUUUCAGCUGGUUGUGUUUUCUACUACGUGAUAUCAGAAGGCAACCAUCCGUUUGGCAAAUCCCUGCAGCGGCAAGCCAAUAUUUUACUGGGCGCAUACAGUCUGGAUUUCCUAAAUCUGGAGAUCCAUGAGGACAUUGUUGCCCGUGACUUGAUAGAGCAAAUGAUAAAUAUGGAUCCUCAAAAACGACCUUCGGCUAAUUGUGUCCUGAAGCAUCCUUUUUUCUGGAGCUUAGAGAAACAGCUUCAAUUUUUCCAGGAUGUGAGUGACCGGAUAGAAAAAGAAUCUCUAGAUGGUCCAAUAGUGAAGGAGCUGGAGAGAGCAGGAAGAGCUGUGGUGAAGAUGGACUGGAGAGAGCACAUAACCGUCCCGCUUCAGACAGACCUUCGAAAAUUCCGGUCCUAUAAAGGGGGCUCAGUAAGAGAUCUCUUGCGGGCAAUGAGGAACAAGAAACAUCACUAUCGAGAACUGCCACCAGAGGUACAGGAGACCCUGGGAUCCGUCCCAGAUGAUUUUGUGGCCUACUUUACGUCGCGUUUUCCUCAUCUCCUGCUGCACACUUACAACGCGAUGCGCAUCUGCUGCCUGGAAAGACUGUUCCAGCCUUACUACAUGCAGAACUCAGGCAGGCAGGUGUUUCUGGGAGAUGCUGUUUGACGGUUGGAGGUUGUCUUGCACAUUAAAGGGCCGAGGCAUUCAGCCUGCCUUAGCAGGGUGACUUGACAGACUGCAAAAGAGUGAACCAAAUCCAAAGCAAACUCUUUUGAGACACGGAGGUCUCAAAGGUGCCUUGUACUCUGCCUGCUCUGACUCAGGAAGAAAAUUCCAGGUUGAAUUUGAAGCGAAGGGAGACGGGACGGUACCAGGAUCCAGGUUUCUAAAGCAGGAGCAGUCCAAGGGAGUUCCCAAGAGGAAAAAAAAAACACGAGGUGGGGUAUUUCCCUAUCUCACUUGUGGUUUCAAAGAGACCCCUGUCGUGUAGGGUCUUGUAAUACUGGCAUUCAGGCCUUUUUACUGCACAGAAUGGUUUUGUUUUUGUUUUGUUUUGUUUUGAUUUUUUUAAAAAGGAUUGAAACGAUAACAUUGCCAAGCACCUUUUGGAUCUCAGGAAGAGAAUCCUUUUACCUGUAGCAUGCUGUCUCUGUACCACUGCCAGCUUAUGUACUUGAAGCAGAUAGAGAAUAAUUUGGAAAGGGCAUAUGGGGUAGAUCAAACAUGCCUGAUCCAAUACAGACAUGUGCCCACCUCCCACCCCCCACCCUCCAUCCCUGUCUCGGUCUCCAAUUAUAUUUGCGCAGAUCUCAACUUGUCCUUGAAAUCACAAACACGUACAAUUUCUGUACAGAGCUACUAGCUUGCAGAUAUGGAAUCAUAAUGUUAAACUCUACAUAGCUGGAGAAAAUUAUUGUUCCAAUGCUAUUUCAGGUUUCUUUUCAAGAAUGUGAAUAGUUAGCUGUGUAAUUGAAGCGCAAGAAUUGACAGAAGUGCUUUAUUCCGUUUGUCGGAUUAAGACGGUAACUCUGUACUCUUCCCGGGAGCGCUACUGAAUUCAGUGGGGCUUGUUUCUGAAUAGACAAGUAUAAGAUUGCACUGUAAGAUGUUCGCCCAAAUGAACAGUUAGUAGGAGAAAAAAGCUUUGGGUGUAAAUUACCCUUUAAAAAGUAUAGGGAAAACAGGCACAUGGUUACCGGGGGUCUUGCUAGAUCAUUCAAACCCAGUUUUCUUUACGCACAGACUCUUGUGGGAAGCUAAAUGGAUGGAUUUGCUUCCCAUGCUGAAGGUUGUGGUUUUCCUUUCCAGUAUCUUUAAAACUAGGGUGUGUGCAGAACAAAUAAGAAUCCCCAACGGCGUGCUCCAAAGUUGACCUAUUUGUAAUGCUCUUUUACAAAAUAUUUAUUUUGUGUAUUUAUAUUUAUUUAAUUUUUAUCACAAGUUAGUACCGCAUUGAAAAUGGUACAGGUGAAACAUGCCAAAUUGCUCUUUUUCUAAUAAAAACAAAGCCCUCUUCAGGGUAGUAAUUGAUUUAAAAAAAUAAAAUAAACAUGAAGAAGGAAAUCCAUAGAAAACAUCUUUUCCAUUGACUUGUUCAUUUUCGUUCAAUCUGGAUAAAAAUGUUUUUUAAGAUGAGGGCUUUAAUCUACAUUCCUGUGCUUGUUGUGAGUCUUAAAUUAGUAAAUUAUUAAUGGCUAAUUAUGUGAUCGGGCAUUAAUAUGGGGACUUGGUUUCUGCUUUGUCUUUUGUCCUGUUUAUUUAGGGCUUUAUAUUACAGGGAGUUCCCCCCCCCUAGUUUUAGGAUACACAAUGAAUAUUAAGGUAAGAUAUCCAAAGAGAAACAUUACAGGAUUUCAAAGCUUGAAAAUAAUGAUAGUCUUAAGCUAACUUAAUUGAAAUCAUAUUUUUGUAGUUCUAUUUGUACAGGACUUUUAUAUUUCUUCUGAGUAAGAGCUUCACACAAAUCAAGAAUAAAAGUAGAUUUUUGAAA